GCCAAGCUUUGAAAGUUUUGAAGGUGGAAGCAACCGCCAUCAACGGGCGCAACACAAUUCUAGUCCAACAAGCAUCUUCGUCGCCUUAUUCUGUCCUGUGCUUUCGUUUUUCUCCUAUCGACCUUGAAUUAUAGAAAACAAACAGUAAAGCUGAAGCAAUCAAAGCAGUAAGAGCAAAGGCAAAGGAAGACGGCGGGAAAAGGAAAACCAAAAAACGGAAAGUCACCUAACACGCCAUAAUUUCCAAUUUCCAAUAGCCUUCUACUUUUUUAAGUCAGUUGCUGGAUAACAACUCCAAAGAUCAGAGCCUUCUCUCCCAGAAGACGGGAUUGUCUUCGAUUGAGUCCUGAGAUGGGCUUUGCAGCUACUUCCGCACUCCCCUCACAACUAAAACCAUCUCUCUGGGAACAAAAAGGUUCUCUCUUCGUAUAUGAGAACAAGCCCAGGAAGAAUCGAUCCCCUGUUCCGGUUGCGCGGCUUUUUGGGCCGGCGAUCUUUGAAGCGUCGAAGCUGAGGGUUUUGUUCUUAGGAGUGGACGAAAAGAAGCACCCUGGUCAUCUUCCAAGGACUUACACGCUAACCCACAGUGAUGUCACCUCUAGACUUACCCUCGCUAUCUCUCAAACGAUCAAUAGAUCUCAGCUACAGGGUUGGUACAAUAGGUUACAAAGGGACGAAGUAGUUGCAGAGUGGAAGAAAGUGAAGGGAAAGAUGUCCCUCCAUGUCCACUGUCACAUUAGUGGAGGUCAUUUCCUUCUAGAUCUCUGUGCGAGGCUCAGAUUCUACAUCUUCUCCAAAGAGCUUCCAGUGGUGUUGAAAGCUUUUGUCCAUGGAGAUGGGAAUCUCUUCAACAACUACCCAGAAUUGAAAGAUGCUGAGGUUUGGGUUUAUUUUCACUCUAACCUUCCAGAGUUCAAUAAGGUUGAAUGUUGGGGUCCAUUGGAAGAUGCAGCAGCACCCUCUGAUGGUGGAGGUAAAGGUGAGGGGCCUGGCCACGAACUAUUCCCUUUGGAUUAUACAGAGAACAGCAACUGGGUUAGACCAGAGCCGUGCCAGGAGGACUGUUCAUGUUGCUUUCCACCGACUAGCUUGAUUCCGUGGCCCCAAGAUUUCCCAGUUGAGGGCCAUGAGAGGCAACAAAGCUUAAAGCAGCAAAUCGUAAACUGAACAGAUGAGAGGCAUGAGGCCCAGUUCAGCUUGACAAGGACAACUACCUACUUGGGAAGUUAGUUCUCACAGAAGCCCAAAGCUAGCCAACCUCGUGGAUAUUUGUCUGUGGAUGUAAAUAGAAAGCAUUCCUGGAAGUCCCUCAAACCGAAGAUGGUGAGGUUUGGAACAUAGGAUAUUUAGUUUUCUUCCCUCUUUUGUUAUUUAUAUAUUAUUUACUUUUCUUUUCUUUUGUAGGUUAGAUUUUGUUAUUUAUGUUUUUAAUGGUAUGCCUGUGGAGGUCUAAACCUAAAUUGAUUAAAGGGGUUUUUUUUU
Molecule: messenger RNA, 1482 nt
Organism: Macadamia integrifolia
Lineage: Eukaryota; Viridiplantae; Streptophyta; Magnoliopsida; Proteales; Proteaceae
Product: protein STAY-GREEN homolog, chloroplastic-like
Exons: 4
Coding region: 352-1167 (271 amino acids)
Source: RefSeq, a predicted model, not a curated record